AAAAACUUUUCCUUUGAAAAGAUUUUCCUCAGAGAAAUUCAGGAUGGACCUGUUUUAUAAUUAAGUCGCAUGUAGGCUGUGACAUAUUACAGACUGAAUACACCUUUUACAAUCAGAAGACAGCUGGAGGUACACAAGUCAAUUACCUGCGAUCCCUGAAGUUACCUUUGAACCACAGUCUGACUUUGAGUCUUGUAGGGUAUAUUAUUGUCCGCUUAAGUUUCUUCUGAAACCAGAAACUGUUUUUCUCUCAAGGAACAGUGUUUUUUUCUUGACUAAGAGACACCUGGCAGCUCUGCAACCAUGGGUGAAUGGGACUUCCUCGGUGGCCUGUUUGAAACUCUCCAGGCCCACUCACCAAUGCUUGGACGUUUCUGGCUCUUCUUAAUGUUAGUGUUUCGGAUAGUGAUACUGGGAACUAUUGCCAGCGACUUGUUUGAAGAUGAACAAAAUGAGUUUUCCUGCAACACUCUCCAGCCGGGCUGCAAGCAGGUGUGUUAUGAUAUGGCUUUCCCCAUCUCCCAGUACCGAUUCUGGGUGUUUCAUAUCGUCCUGAUUGCUACGCCAUCCAUGGUUUUCCUCAUGUAUGCCACUCAUCAUCAUAACAAAAAGGCCUCACGCCCUAAGACGGCACGAAAUAAAAUUCAGGACAUAAUCGAAGAUCGCCGCUUGAGGAGGCUGUACAUCGUAAACGUGAUCUUUCGACUCGCUGCUGAGGUGGGCUUCUUGGUGGGCCAGUGGUGGCAGUACGGCUUCAAGGUGGAAGCACAGUUCCCCUGUAGCCGGUUUCCCUGCCCCUACACAGUUGACUGCUUCACCUCCCGCCCUGCAGAGAAGACAAUCUUCCUCCUCUUCUACUUUGCUGUGGGGGUCCUAUCAGCAUUUUGCAGCUUGGCAGAACUUUUCUACAGCUACACCAAGUGGUUCUGCUUCAGCCAGGAACAGCUUGAUCAGGAACUCUGCGCCAGUCAGAACCUGCAGAACCUGGAACAAGAUGAGUCAGACGAGAAGCUAGAGGAAAAGACGUCAGACAGUGGAGGCAGCAGCACAGGAUUAAAGAGAGGAUCAGUGAAAAAAAGCAGCAAAAAGGCCUCCGGCAAGAAAAGCAAGAGAGGAAAAUAUGUGAGCGCCAGGACACUAAUGGUGUGAGUGGCAAUUGUCACAUUCCAACCAUUUCAAGUUAAUAUAGACUGAAAGGCUGGAAUUGGAAGAAAUAUGUUUCUUUUGUGUCAUACUUCAUUAGCUGCUUAGUUUAGAUUUAGCUAAGUUUGAGCUAAUAGGAAAGUAGGAAAGAUUCUUUAUCUUAAAUUCUAUUUGAAAAUGUGCUAUUCAUUGGCAAGAUGUUGGGUUUGUUUAUUGUACAUAUGUCAGAUAAUUUUCUUUUAAAUAUAACUUUAAUUUGACAAAGAAAAAAAAGAAAGUAACAAAAGUAAGUGAUCUGCAGACCCAGAGAGCCACUUGUGCAUCUGCUGAUUUUACAGAUAAAACUGAUCCUAUUUAAGUCAACUUAAUGUAAAAGUGCAUCACUUUAAUUUCAAAUCAUUGUUAAAAUAAAAGUACAAAAUGAAACAGGUGAACAAUCGGUUAGAGAUUUUCAUUCAUCAUUGGAAAUG
Molecule: messenger RNA, 1613 nt
Organism: Cyprinodon variegatus (sheepshead minnow)
Lineage: Eukaryota; Metazoa; Chordata; Actinopteri; Cyprinodontiformes; Cyprinodontidae
Gene: gjd3
Product: gap junction protein delta 3
Exons: 2
Coding region: 304-1149 (281 amino acids)
Biological process (GO): cell communication
Cellular component (GO): connexin complex
Source: RefSeq, a predicted model, not a curated record